AUGCGCUUCGUCCACAACCUCGUCCCGCUGCUUGGCGCAUCCAACGGCCCAGCCCGCGUCGUGAGCGUGCUAGCCGCCGGCCAGGAAGGCAAAAUUGAAGAAGAUAACUUCGAUUUACAGAAGUCGUGGUCGUUCAUGAAAUCCAACACGUAUGCCGCGACCAUGAAUUCCCUCGCUGUGGAGCACCUGGCCACACUGUACCCGUCCAUCAGCUUCGUUCAUAUAUUCCCCGGCAUCGUCCGCACACCUCUCAUGAACAAGACCAUCGGCUGGAUCGCGGGCCCAAUCGUUACCUUCCUAUCGCGUCCGAUGUCGAUUUCCCCGCAGGAGAGUGGUGAGCGGCACUUGUUCAUCUCGACCUCCGCUGCUUACCCGCCCGCGACGCCUCAGGAUCCGGCCAAUGCAGGCGUGCCGCUUGUGGAGGGGGUGAAGACCAGCGUAGCUUCGACUGGGAAAAUCGGCGGAGGAUCGUAUAUCCUCAACUAUGACGGGGCCAAUGUAGCAAAGGAGAAACUCAUGAGCGGAUAUCGGGCGGAGGAUCUCCCGAAGAAGCUCUGGGCUCAUACUCUGGAGACGUUCAAGAAGGUGUUUGAUCCGGCGCACCUUUACAAAACUCCUCCUAAAGCAAUUCCAUCCAAAGCCCUCCAGCACAACAAAGCCCCUCUAAGUCUACAUACCAGAAUACAGACCAAAAAAAUGGGCUGGAACCUAGACUACAGCGCCAUAACCCCAGGCCCAGGGGGCACGGUCAUGCUGGGCGAGAAAGGCGGUGCCGAAGCCGUCGCACGCCGGGCAAAAGAGCGUCGAGCCCGAGAACGGGCGCUCGCCUUGCAGGAAGGCAGAUUGACGGAUGAUACCAUGUCGGGGACGACGCUUGUUCCUCGAUCACAGUCCAUCAGCAGUGGUGUGAAACCGGGGUCUAGCGGCCACGAAAAGGCGCCAGGUGGUGGGCAGAUGGCGACAGCCGUGACUGAGGGUCGUACUCCGGAGGUUAGCGGUGAGAAACAGAGCGGGUUUUGGGCGAGGUGGAGGGAAUUUAGAGAGAGGAAUUUGCCGUGA
Molecule: messenger RNA, 1059 nt
Organism: Aspergillus nomiae NRRL 13137
Lineage: Eukaryota; Fungi; Ascomycota; Eurotiomycetes; Eurotiales; Aspergillaceae
Exons: 2
Coding region: 1-1059 (352 amino acids)
Biological process (GO): secondary metabolic process
Source: RefSeq, a predicted model, not a curated record